AUGCUCCUCCAUCGAACUUCGCCCCUUCUUGUGGAGGGACUUGUCCUGCCUCGUCUCGUCAUGGCAGCAGCGGCGUCCGAGACAGGCGCCGUGCCACGCACGGCGAUCCAGGCCGUACAUGACAUGCUCUUCGAGCUGCGCGCUCUACGUGCUUACGCUGGAACCGCGCGCAUAUCGGAAGAGGCCCAUGCCCUGUCGCUGCACAGCGCCACACGACUCGGCCUCUAUUCGAUAGGAAGGCCUUCUGCGCAGGAGAGGCACACGUCUCGCGAAUCUGUAUUACAUGCCUUGGAUUCCAUCUACGCAGCAUCUAGGAAGCUGUGCGAAGACCUCGAUGCGUCGAACACCGCUCAUAACGACACGCUAUCGACCGGCGUAGCAGAACUCGCGCGCGUGGCAUCUGAGCUGUGUGAUGCGUCCAGCAGCGUGCGCGCCUACUCGUUUUGUACAGACCCCCAGCUCAUGCCCUUUCCGCCUGCGCUAUGGACAGGUGCUCUCGCACGCACAUCGCAGCCUUCAACGGACCACAUGCAAGCGGCAGACACACUCGACACACUGUGUCAAGGCAUCAUACCCACCCUAUCCGGCAUGGGUCUCGAAUGCUUCCAUGAGCGCAUCGAUAUGCCAGACGCCCAUGCCGACAUACAGGCUACGCACACGCUCACAUGUGGCGGCAAAAACAUUGUGCUCGACAUUGGCUUUGGCCUCAGGCACGAAGGUGAUGCACACCUUCCCCAUGUGUCCCUGCAAGUAUCGUUUGCAUCCACUGCAUCGGCUCAGACGCCCGGUGACAGAGACAAAGCUCUCGCCGACGUCGUUUGCCUGCCGCUCCAGCAGCUGUCGCUUAUACUCUUUGGCCUGCCCACCGAGGCCCGUAUUUUCGAGCGCCUGACGCGCGGCUCAGUCCCUCCCACCACAGCCUAUGCCCAGGCCAUGACCUUUUGGCAAGCUUUCAUAUCGACGCUGACGACACUCGUCAGUAUCGAUGGCUUGUGUGAAUCAACGCCACCUGCGGACAAGCCAGACGCAUUCCAAGCGCUCGAUCAAGUAAGUCGUACGGCACAGCGUGUUUGUGAAUCAGAGAUGCAUGUCUUAGCACAACAGUAUGGCGAGGCAGACGAACAACGCGUCGUGUCUCUCGUUAUGGAGCACGGCCACGGACUUGCUCUGUCCCACCAUCACACGCCGUUCCUGAGCUUGGCAUAUGCACCAUCCCACACUGCUACGGUGCGCAUCGGCCCCUGUUUCUUGCGUUUCGAGCCCGAAUCUAAGCCCUCAUGGACACCCAUACCACAUUCAGAUGUGCCCCCCGAGGCGUACAAUAUACUUUCAACAAGCGUUCUCGAGGAGGGGCAGAACCGUCCCCAGGCCCUCAUCGCACUGCUCGAGCCAGGCAUGUGCGUUCCGCUCCGCAUUGCAAGGCACGUAUACUGUGCCUUGGGCCUCGCCCGAUUUCCUUGGCCCAGCACCACGCCACGGCGAUCCGCCUGUGGUUAUGUGCAGCAAUGUCUGGGUACAUCGCGACGGUACUAUGCAGCAUCGCAGGACGAAGAAAGUCGUCACAUCACGGCUCUCCCAUUCCGCAGCUUGGCUCAUUUGUACAGCGCCUUGGAACUUUUGCGGGAACAUGCACGGUGGGCGACCCUACUGAGCAGUGCACGGCUGGAUCAGCGUGAGGAUGGCACAGCCAUCACGGUGCAACUCGAGGAAGCAAGCCCACCAGGGACGUCCGAACUCCGCCUGAGCAUACUCUCGACGCGCUGCAACAAGACGAUCAACGCACAACUCGCCUACCGUGGCGGCUAUGAGCUACAGGCACAGAGCGUGGACAUGCCGCUCCGAACCACGACCGCGUUAGAUGCGCAAGAAGCGCACCUAAUCACAGACGCUCUCCAGCAGACACCGCGCCUGGACGUAUUAGUACAUCGCCUGCUCGAAUGGGGCACAUGCAGCACAUGA
Molecule: messenger RNA, 1959 nt
Organism: Malassezia restricta
Lineage: Eukaryota; Fungi; Basidiomycota; Malasseziomycetes; Malasseziales; Malasseziaceae
Product: tRNA (uracil-5-)-methyltransferase TRM9
Exons: 1
Coding region: 1-1959 (652 amino acids)
Source: RefSeq, a predicted model, not a curated record